This is a messenger RNA of Peromyscus leucopus (white-footed mouse), 2794 nucleotides long. It is a transcript of the gene Map4k1, whose product is annotated as mitogen-activated protein kinase kinase kinase kinase 1. The coding region runs from base 198 to 2684 and encodes 828 amino acids. Gene Ontology annotation, molecular function: ATP binding; MAP kinase kinase kinase kinase activity. The transcript has 32 exons. The record is from RefSeq and is a predicted model, not a curated record. Lineage: Eukaryota; Metazoa; Chordata; Mammalia; Rodentia; Cricetidae. Gene Ontology annotation, biological process: protein phosphorylation.
CAGAACCCUGGGGACAGGGGUGGAGCCCUCUGCACAGCCUCGCAGCUGGGGCAGGAAGCGAGAGUGGGGAGGGGGAAGGCCACAGCCCGCAGAGUCAAGGCGGGCCCAGGACCUGUGGAGACGGAGGGUAAUACCAAAGCUCGAGCCCUGAGGCCCUGCUGGCCCCCUGGGCACCGGCCCAGCCCCGGCCUCCAGGGAUGGCCCUUGUAGACCCCGACAUCUUUAAUAAGGACCCCCGGGAACACUAUGAUCUACUGCAGCGCCUGGGUGGUGGAACCUAUGGAGAAGUCUUCAAGGCUCGUGACAAGGUGUCUAAGGACCUGGUGGCUUUGAAGAUGGUGAAGAUGGAGCCUGAUGAUGAUGUCUCCACCCUUCAGAAGGAGAUUCUCAUGUUGAAAACUUGCCGGCAUGCCAACAUCGUGGCUUACCAUGGCAGUUACCUCUGGCUGCAGAAGCUCUGGAUCUGCAUGGAAUUCUGUGGGGCUGGUUCUCUCCAGGACAUCUACCAAGUGACUGGCUGUCUGUCCGAGCUCCAGAUCAGCUACGUGUGCCGGGAAGUGCUCCAGGGUCUGGCCUACCUGCACUCGCAGAAGAAGAUACACCGAGACAUCAAGGGAGCCAACAUCCUCGUCAAUGACUCCGGGGAGGUUAGGCUGGCUGACUUUGGAAUCUCAGCCCAGAUUGGGGCGACAUUGGCCCGACGCCUCUCUUUCAUUGGGACACCAUACUGGAUGGCUCCAGAGGUGGCAGCUGUGGCCCUGAAGGGUGGAUACACUGAGUUGUGCGACAUCUGGUCUCUUGGCAUCACGGCCAUUGAGCUGGCUGAGCUUCAGCCACCCCUCUUCGACGUGCACCCUCUCAGGGUUCUCUUCCUCAUGACAAAGAGUGGCUACCAGCCUCCUCGGCUAAAGGAAAAAGGCAAAUGGUCGUCUGCCUUCCAUAACUUUAUCAAAGUCACCCUCACUAAGAGCCCCAAGAAACGCCCCGGUGCCGCCAAGAUGCUCAGUCAUCAGCUGGUGUGCCAGCCAGGGCUCAACAGAGGCCUCAUCUUGGAUCUUCUUGACAAAAUGAGGAAUCCUGGGAAGGGGGCCCCUGUUGGGGAGCCUGACGACGAGGAGCCUGAGCCACCUCCUGCCAUCCCUCGGCGGAUCAAAUCUACCCACCGGGCCAGCUCACUGGGGAUCCCAGACACAGACUGCUGUCGGCGGCACAUGGAGUUCCAGAGGCUCAGAGGGAUGGAACCCAGACCUCCAGCUGACACUGUUUGCUUACAGCCCCCUGGAGACUUCAGGAGCACCAGUCCCAGGAGCCAACUGUCAGAGUCUGAUGACGACUAUGAUGAUGUGGACAUCCCUGCCCCAGCAGAGGACGUGCCUCCUCCACUGCCCCCCAAGCCCAAGUUCCGGUCUCCAUCUGACGAUGGUUCUGGAGGGGUAGGGGACGACGGACAGCUGAGCCCAGGGGUGCUGGUCCGGUGUGCCAGUGGGCCUCCUCCUCGUACCCCUCGUCCUGGGCCUCCCACAGCCACACACAGCCCCCAUCUCACAGCCCACUCAGAUCCCUCACUGUGGAACUCAGCUGCGCCGGAGCCAGGUCAGCCCCCACUCCUGCCCCCUAAGAAGGAAAAGAUGAGGAGAAAGAUGGAGAAAGUGAGGCGCCAAGAGGGAUGCGCCCUUCUUGUGAAGUUAUUCAACGGCUGCCCCCUCCAGAUCCACAGCACAGCUGCCUGGACACAUCCCUCUACUAAAGACCAGCACCUGCUCCUGGGUGCAGAGGAAGGCAUUUUCAUACUGAACCGGAAUGAUCAGGAGGCCACGCUGGAGAUGCUCUUCCCUGGACGGACAACCUGGGUGUACUGCAUCAACAACCUGCUCAUGUCUCUCUCAGGGAAGACUCCCCACCUGUAUUCUCAUAGCAUCCUGGGCCUGCUGGAGAGGAAGGAGAUCAGAACAGGAAGCCCCAUCGCUCACAUUAGCCCUCACCGGUUUCUGGCAAGAAAGAACAUGGUCUCCACCAAGGUCCAGGAUACCAAAGGCUGCCGGGCCUGCUGUGUGGCCGAGAGUACCAGCUCUGGGGGCCCAUUCCUGUGUGGGGCGUUGGAGACGUCUGUGGUCCUGCUCCAGUGGUACCAGCCAAUGAACAAGUUCCUGCUCGUCCGGCAGGUGCUGUUCCCGCUGCCCACGCCGCUGCCCGUGUUCGCGCUGCUGACGGCGCCGGGCUCCGAGCUGCCGGCGGUGUGCAUCGGCGUGAGCCCCGGGCACGCGGCGAGGUCGGUGCUCUUCCACACCGUGCGCUUUGGUGCCCUGUCCUGCUGGCUGGACGACUCCAGCACGGAGCACAAGGGACCAGUGCAGGUGACCCAGGUCAAGGAAGACAUGGUGAUGGUGUUGAUGGACGGCUCUCUGAAGCUCGUGACCCCAGAGGGGGCCCCAGCUCCCGGGCUUCGCACCCCUGAGAUCCCCAUGACGGAAGCAGUGGAGGCUGUGGCUAUGGUUGGAGACCGACUCCAGGCCUUCUGGAAGCAUGGAGUUCAGGUGUGGGCUCCAGGCUCAGAACAGCUGCUGCAGGAGCUGAGAGACCCCACCCUCACCUUCCGUCUGCUCGGCUCCCCCAGGCCUGUCGUGGUGGAGACACGGCCCUCGGAUGACCCCACUGCCCCUAGCAACCUCUACAUCCAGGAAUGACCAUCUGAGAGAGCACGAGAAACGGACCUCUGUGGACUCCUGAAGACACUAGUGGUCAUGACUUGUCCUUAUCUUCCAAUAAACAUGACUUCGGUCUGUUGCCAUCUUGC